AUGGAUGGCGAUGGAGGCGACGAGAUUAAGAAAACCCAAGAGGAGAGGAAGAAGAUGGAGAAGGAACUGAAAGAAAAGUCAGCCGUGCCGGUGAACUCGGUCGUUUACGACACGGAAUUCUACAAUGCCGAUCGAUUCGAGGGUUACGAGACCUCGAUUGAGGUGAACGAAGACCUAGAUGCCGCCGCCGACAACGAGAUUGCUCGUAAACUUCCUUGCUACACUGCUCCGAGAGAGUAUCUUGAUGAUAUUCCCCCGUCUGGAAAAGAUGAUGGAGAUUUGGGGUUUAAGAAGCCUCGUAGGAUUAUUGAUCGGGAAGAUGAUUAUCGGCGGAGGAGGUUGAAUCGUUUGAUUUCUCCGGAGCGGGUUGACCCGUUUUUGGACAAGACCCCGGCGCCGGAUGCCAGGACUUAUGCUGACAUCAUGAAAGAAGAGGCUUUGAAGAAACACAAAGAGGAGCUUCUUAGAGAGAUUCAUCAGCAGAAGAAAGAGUCUGUUGUUAAUCAGGAACCGAAAACGGCCACGGAGAAACCGAAAAAGAGGAAUAGGUGGGAUCAGUCACAAGAUGAGGAAGAAAUUGGUUCCAACAAGAAACCAAAAGGUGGAGGAUCGGAAUGGGACUUGCCUGAUUCCUCAAGUACUCCAGGGAGAUUUGAGGAUUCUACACGUUCUGUGAAGAAGAAGAACCGAUGGGAUGAGACUCCAGCUCGUGGGGGUGCUGUUACUCCUUCUGGGAUCGCUUGGGAUGUCACACCUAAGCUACUGGAGACCAUGGCUACUCCUACACCUCGAAAACAGAGGUCCAGGUGGGACGAGACUCCGGUGUCGAUGGGAAGUGUUACUCCGAUGUCUAAUGCUUCCCCUGCUCCUGCUGCUGCAGUUUAUAAUACUCCUCGAAUGGUGACCCCUUUUGGAGGAAUUGAACUUGCUACACCAACCCCAAGUCAGUUUAUGAUGACUCCUGAACAGUUUCAGAGCCUGAGGUGGGAAAGGGAUAUUGAUGAGAGAAAUCGACCAUUGACUGAUGAAGAUCUUGAUGCUAUGUUUCCUCAGGAUGGUUAUACGAUUUUGCAACCUCCAUCUUCUUAUGUGCCGAUUAGGACUCCUGCCAGGAAGCUGAUUCGCACCCCAACCCCAAUGGGGCAAUCGCCGUAUAUUAUGCCUGAAGAAAACAGAGGUCAGCCGUUUGAUGAGCUCCUGGAUACUCCUGAUGGACGACUCCCCCCAAUGAAGCGCGAUGAUUUACCGAUUUUCAGAGACUUAUUGCAGAAUGUAAAUGAGGAUGAAUUGUCUCCUGAAGAGAAGAUAGAUCGGAAGAUUAAGACGCUUUUGUUGAACGUUAAGAAUGGGACACCACCUCAGAGGAAAACAGCUUUGCGUCAAAUGACUGAUAAGGCCAGGGAGUUUGGCGCCGGGCCUCUGUUCAACAUCAUUCUUCCAUUGCUUAUGCAACAGACAUUGGAGGACCAAGAAAGGCAUCUACUGGUGAAGGUCAUUGACCGUGUGCUUUACAGGUUGGAGGAUCUCGUACGUCCUUUUGUGCACAAGAUUCUUGUGGUGAUUGAGCCCUUGCUGAUUGAUGAAGAUUACUACGCCCGUGUUGAAGGUCGAGAGAUCAUCUCCAAUCUCAGCAAGGCAGCUGGAUUGGCAUCUAUGAUUUCUGCAAUGCGUCCUGAUCUUGAUAACAUUGAUGAGUAUGUAAGGAAUACCACUGCCAGAGCAUUCAGUGUUGUUGCAUCUGCUCUUGGGAUUCCUGCUUUGUUGCCUUUCCUGAGAGCUGUUUGCCAGAGUAAGAAGUCUUGGCAGGCGCGCCACACGGGCAUUAAAAUCGUGCAGCAGAUGGCUAUUAUGAUAGGUUGUGCUGUUCUUCCACACUUGAAGUCGCUGGUAGAAAUCAUAGAGCACGGCCUGACUGAUGAGAACCAGAAGGUUAGGACAAUCACUGGUCUGUCUGUUGCUGCUCUUGCUGAGGCUGCUGCGCCGUAUGGUAUUGAAAGCUAUGAUUCGGUGUUGAAGCCUUUGUGGAAAGGUAUUAGGGCACAUCGCGGUAAGGUUUUGGCUGCAUACUUGAAGGCUAUAGGUUUUAUCAUUCCCUUGAUGGCGGCAGAUCAUGCUAGUUAUUAUACCAAGGAAGUGAUGCCCAUUUUGAUUCGUGAGUUUCAGUCACCUGACGAAGAAAUGAAGAAAAUUGUUCUGAAAGUUGUGAAGCAGUGUGUGAGCACCGAUGGUGUGGAGCCGGACUACAUCAGGAAUGACAUUCUUCCUGAAUUCUUUCGCAACUUCUGGGUGAGAAGAAUGGCUUUGGAUCGCCGGAAUUAUCAUCAACUUGUUGAGACUACAGUUGAGAUAGCAAAUAAAGUUGGUGUGGCUGAUAUAGUGGGGAGGAUUGUUGAAGACCUUAAGGACGAAAGCGAGCCUUAUAGAAGGAUGGUCAUGGAGACGAUUGAGAAGGUGGUCACGAAUCUGGGUGUAUCGGAUAUCGAUGCUCGUUUAGAAGAGCUGCUGAUUGAUGGUAUUCUUUACGCCUUCCAAGAGCAAACCAGCGACGAUGCCAAUGUGAUGCUGAAUGGUUUUGGAGCGGUUGUUAACACUUUUGGGAAGAGAGCGGGGAAUUAUCUUCUGCAAAUAUCUGGUACAGUUAAAUGGCGUUUGAAUAAUAAGAGUGCAAAGGUCAGACAGCAAGCAGCAGAUCUUAUAUCCAGGAUCGCUGUGGUGAUGAAACAGUGUGGAAGAGAAGAUAUAAUGGGCCAUCUUGGUGUUGUUUUAUAUGAGUAUUUAGGAGAAGAGUACCCUGAAGUUCUUGGUUCCAUAUUGGGUGCCCUGAAGGCGAUAGUUAAUGUUAUUGGUAUGACUAAGAUGACUCCACCGAUCAAGGAUUUACUUCCUCGGUUGACUCCAAUUCUGAAAAAUCGUCAUGAGAAAGUGCAGGAGAACUGCAUUGAUCUCGUGGGACGAAUAGCUGAUCGAGGUGCAGAGUUUGUUCCUGCCAGGGAAUGGAUGAGGAUCUGUUUUGAGCUUCUUGAAAUGCUCAAAGCCCACAAGAAAGGUAUCCGCCGAGCAACAGUGAAUACUUUUGGUUAUAUUGCAAAGGCCAUUGGUCCACAGGAUGUGCUUGCGACAUUGCUGAAUAAUCUUAAAGUUCAAGAGCGCCAAAACCGGGUGUGCACCACUGUGGCUAUUGCGAUUGUGGCAGAAACAUGUUCUCCAUUCACUGUUUUGCCUGCCCUCAUGAAUGAAUACCGUGUCCCUGAACUUAAUGUUCAGAAUGGUGUUUUGAAGUCGUUGUCCUUCCUGUUUGAGUACAUUGGUGAAAUGGGGAAGGACUAUAUUUAUGCAGUAACACCAUUGCUAGAGGAUGCUCUCAUGGACAGAGACUUGGUCCAUCGUCAAACUGCAGCUUCGGCUGUAAAACACAUGGCGCUAGGGGUUGCUGGACUUGGUUGCGAGGAUGCUUUGCUUCACCUGAUGAAUUAUGUCUGGCCUAACAUCUUUGAGACAUCGCCACAUGUUAUCAACGCCGUGAUGGAAGCCAUUGAAGGAAUGCGGGUUGCAUUAGGAGCAGCAGUGAUCCUUAGUUACUGUCUCCAGGGGCUGUUUCAUCCAGCCAGGAAGGUGAGGGAAGUGUACUGGAAGAUCUACAACUCGUUAUACAUUGGCGCACAGGAUGGUCUCGUGGCUUCUUACCCUAUGUUGUUGGGUGAUGCUAAUGCGGCAUACACUAGGACCGAGUUGUUCAUGUUUGUUUGA
Molecule: messenger RNA, 3747 nt
Organism: Oldenlandia corymbosa var. corymbosa
Lineage: Eukaryota; Viridiplantae; Streptophyta; Magnoliopsida; Gentianales; Rubiaceae
Source: the annotation of a GenBank genome assembly